Messenger RNA from Didymosphaeria variabile, 2643 nucleotides. RefSeq lists its product as uncharacterized. Gene Ontology annotation, molecular function: hydrolase activity, hydrolyzing O-glycosyl compounds. The transcript has a single exon. NCBI's taxonomy places the organism in Eukaryota, Fungi, Ascomycota, Dothideomycetes, Pleosporales, Didymosphaeriaceae. Gene Ontology annotation, biological process: carbohydrate metabolic process. The coding region runs from base 1 to 2643 and encodes 880 amino acids. The record is from RefSeq and is a predicted model, not a curated record.
AUGGCCUCCAAGGUUUGGAACGUCUUUUGCUUGGGCUUAGCAGUUCUCAGCAGCGUCAACACUACGAUUGCUACGCCAAUUGAAAGCAGACAGUAUACCACGACCACCGGCCGAGAGCGCAUCAGCAUUGACAGUGACUGGCGUUUCCAGCGCACAGAAAGAAAUCCUGAUGGCUUAUCUUACAGCCAAUUCAAACGUUACGUGCUUCCAACGGCCAAUGAUUUCAUCAAAGACGCCAGCAAGCACACAACCCGGCCAGGAAACCUCGGGGGCAAUGUCAAAUUCGUUCAAUCCACGUUCGACGAUAGCGCUUGGGAAAACGUAACCUUACCACACGACUGGGCCAUCAAAGGCCCCUUCUACGUCGGCGACAACGUUCCUGUAAAGGGUGGCAUGGGCCGUCUUCCAAUUCAAGGCGUAGGUUGGUAUCGCAAGAAGCUUGAUUUCUCAACUUCCGACAAGAGCAAGAGAGUCUAUUUGGAUAUCGAUGGUGCGCAGUCGUACGCUGCUGUUUGGCUGAACGGCGAGAUUGUUGGCGGAUGGCCUUAUGGGUAUGCUUCUUUCCGUCUGGACCUCACGCCAUAUUUGAACUUCGAUGGAAAGAAUCAGCUGGCCAUCAGACUAGGCAAUCCCUUGGAUUCAUCGAGGUGGUAUCCGGGCGGUGGAUUGUAUCGCAAUGUGUGGAUUACAAAGGUAGAAACCGUGCAUGUUGCACAGUGGGGAACGUACGUGACUACAGAAGCCGUUUCGGAGGCGGAAGCCACUGUGAGGUUGGCGUUGAAGGUGGAGAACACAGGCAACUCCACCCAGUCAGUUGAUAUCGCGACAGACAUUUUUGUCCUGGACGGUGAGACUGGAAAGACUGGAAACAAGGUCGCUUCGUUUCCACACGUCACCCAAGAAGUCGCAGGCAACAAAGUACAAACUCUGAACCAGAGUGCCAAAGUCGAGAAUCCGCUAUUAUGGGGUCCCUGGACGUCCCAGAAGCCCAACCUUUAUGUCGCUGUCACACGCCUUUCGGUCCAGAAUCGAACCAUCGACACUUACGAAUCACGAUUUGGUAUUCGAACGCUCACAUACAGCGGUUCUAAAGGCUUGCUAGUCAAUGGUGAGCACAUCCGCAUCCAAGGCGUAAACCAGCACCACGACCUCGGCGCCCUAGGUGCAGCCUUCAAUCUGCGUGCAGCAACACGCCAGCUAGAAAUCUUGAAGUCCAUGGGCACAAACGCCAUCCGUAUGUCGCACAAUCCGCCUGCGCCCGAGUUGCUCGACCUCACAGACCGUAUGGGCUUCCUAGUGAUGGACGAGAUCUUCGAUGUUUGGAAUAACCAAAAAACUGUCAAUGACUUCCACCUUAUCUUCGACGAUUGGCACGAAGCCGAUCUGCGUGCCUUCCUGCGUCGGGAUAGGAACCAUCCUUCCAUUUUCGGCUGGAGCGUUGGCAACGAAGUCUCGGAACAGACAUCGAGUUCCACUGGAGGGGUCACUGUUUCCAAACUGAGAGACAUUGCGCACGAUGAGGAGCCUACCCGCCCCAUCACAGCUUCCAUGAAUGCUGCGCACGCAAAUCAGCCUUUCCCAGCCGCGUUGGACUUCUUGAGCUUGAACUACCAAGGCGAGGGCAUUCGGGAUUCCCCAGCGUACUCGAACCUGAAGGGCAUCACCACCAAGCCUGUGUAUCCAGACUUUCACGCUGCCUUUCCCAAUAAGCUCUUGCUCUCCAGCGAGACCGCCGCCGCCCUAUCCUCCCGCGGACAGUACAUCUUCCCGGUGCAGAACCUCACCAGCGCACCCGUCAACGAUACCUCCGGCGGCAACUCCGCCACGCACCACGUCUCCGACUACGGUAUCUACAGCGCAGACUUCGGCUCCUCGCCCGACAAAGUCUUCUCCGCGCAGGACCACGCGCCGUACGUCGCAGGCGAGUUCGUCUGGAGCGGCUUCGACUACCUGGGUGAACCCACGCCUUACUACUCAAGUCGCUCUGCAUACUUUGGCCCCAUCGAUCUUGCCGGAUUUCCAAAGGACAGGUACUUCCUCUACAAAUCGAGGUGGCUCCCGAACGAAAAGUUCGCGCACAUUCUGCCGCACUGGAACUGGCCCGACAGGCUAAGCAAGACGACGCCGGUGCACGUUUUCUCGAGCGCGGACCAGGCGGAGCUGUUCGUGAAUGGGAAGUCUCAGGGGAGGAAGACGAGAGGGGAGUACGAGUACAGGUUCCGCUGGGAUGAAGUAAAGUAUACGCCGGGCACUGUAUCUGUUUCCACAUUCAAGGAUGGGAAGGCAUGGGCAAAUGCGACGGUGCAGACCACUGGAGCGGCGGCGCGGAUAGGCCUGCGGGCAGAUCGGUCGGAGAUUGCGGCGGAUGGGAGGGAUCUGAGCUUUGUGACUGCGGAUGUGUUGGACAAGGACGGACUUGUUGUCUCAGUUGCUACCAACGAGAUUACUUUCUCGGUAGAUGGAGGAGGUGAGAUCGUGGCUACAGAUAACGGUGACCCGACCGACUUCACGGUCUUUCCUUCACACUCUCGCAAGGCAUUCGCUGGCAAAGCUCUCGUUAUCGUCAAGGGCUCUGGGUCUUUUACGAUUACCGCGAAGGCGAAUGGUUUGGAAGCAGGCAAAGUGACUGUCACUGCGGCUUGA